Neurospora tetraspora is the source of this 1929-nucleotide messenger RNA. RefSeq names its product WD40-repeat-containing domain protein. Gene Ontology annotation, cellular component: cytosolic [4Fe-4S] assembly targeting complex. Gene Ontology annotation, biological process: iron-sulfur cluster assembly. Lineage: Eukaryota; Fungi; Ascomycota; Sordariomycetes; Sordariales; Sordariaceae. Gene Ontology annotation, molecular function: protein binding. The record is from RefSeq and is a predicted model, not a curated record. The coding region runs from base 352 to 1758 and encodes 468 amino acids. The transcript has a single exon.
AGCAGUCAAUCAGAGCUCCGCUAUCGUGACCCUCUUGUCCCUGCUCUGUCAUCCGACGCGCUCUGGCUGAACGAACAGUCACAAUCGCAGAGGGUGUUGAUACCAUUCACGGCCCAAUUGACUAGCCAGUUAUUUCUCCAACACUCCCGUCCCUAUCGCGACCGAGUCAUUCCGCACAACCUAUUACUCGACCACUCUUUCUCCUGUCCUCGAUCGGGAUCAAACCCAAUUCGAAACUCUCACGUCGUCGUCGAGCGCCGCUCUCCUACCUACGAGCCUACCUACCUACUAAUACAACCGCCCAAACCAAAUCAAACCUAACCAAGCCGCUCGAGCCUACAAUUCCUCACAAUGGCGACCGAAACCUCAACCCCGACCACCCCGGCCACCGCGACUACAGCCGAAAUCACCCCCCUCCCACCCUUCUCUCCCGACCUCUACCAACGCGCCUGGGCCUCCAUCCCGCACCCCUCCCUCCCGCUUAUCGCCACCUGCCACGCUCACUCCGUCACCGUCUUCUCGCUCUCCACGCUCUCCAAACACUCCGUCCUGACCGGUGGCCACACCCGCUCAGUACGCUCGGCCGCUUGGCAACCUCCCCGCGGCAAGGUCUCUAAAGAAACAAAGAGGCUGCGGUUGGUUACCGGCAGCUUUGAUACCACGGCUGGGGUGUGGACUUGGGAUCAGGGGAGACGGGAGGAGAGGUUGGAGAGGGAGGUCAGGAUGCAAUCUGGAGAAGAUAAUAAAGAAGAGGAGGAGGAGGAGGAUGAAUGGGAACUGACCCUCGUGCUAGAAGGUCACGAGAACGAAGUCAAAAGCGUCAAUUACUCCCCCUCGGGCCAGUACCUCGCCACCUGCUCUAGAGACAAAAGCGUAUGGAUCUGGGAGGACGUGGGGAAUCCGAACCCUUCUUCUGAAGCGAAAAAAGAAGAAGAAGACGAAGACGAAGACGAAUGGGAGACGGUAGCCGUACUACAAGAGCACGACGGCGACGUCAAAGCCGUGGCCUGGUGUCCUGACGUCCCCGGCCGCAAGGGCAAGUACGCGCCGCCGAAAAGGUACGGGGAUGAUGUUUUGGCGAGCGCUAGCUACGAUAACACGGUGCGGCUGUGGAGGGAGGAUGGAGAUGGCGAGUGGGUGUGCGUUGCGGUUCUGGAAGGGCACGAGGGUACGGUGUGGGGAGUGGCGUGGGAGGGCAGGCAGAGAGAGAAGGACAAGUUCCCGAGGUUGUUGUCGUGGGGUGCGGAUGAGGUGGUUAGGGUUUGGAGUCUGAAGGAGCCGGAAGAGGAGGAACAUGAGGAGGGGGCUGCUGGAAGUGGUAACAACCCCUGGGGAUUCGGGGUGCCGAAUACCAUGCGCCGAUCCCUCAAGGAGGAAUGGGAGUGCACGGCUGUUUUGCCCAAGGUGCAUAAGGGCGAUAUUUACUCGGUGGCGUGGAGCACGGAGACGGGAUUGCUGGCCAGCGUGGGAAGUGAUAGUGUUUUGGCGCUGUAUCAGGAGACUGCCAACACCACCACCACCACCACGCCAGAGAAGACCGAGGAGGAGCAGACGAACGGCGACGCGCCAACAACAACUACUGCUGGUGGUUGGAAGGUUCUCACUACCGUCAAGAGCGCUCAUGGACCGUUCGAGAUCAACCAUAUCACUUGGUGCAAGAGGUACGAUGCGGGCUCGGAACGCAAGGGCGAGGAGGAGAUGUUGGUCACGACGGGUGAUGAUGGUGUUGUUAGGCCUUGGCAGGUUAGGAUACAAUGAGCGAGAAGGGACGUUGCGGAGGGUUGUCUGGCGUUGAGUUGAUAGUGGGAGGGCAGUCUAGGGAUAAAAGCAAUAGGCAUCUAUCAUGGUUGCUUAGGAUAGACGUAGAGAACGGCAAAGUCAGCCGGGCAGUCGGUGUUAUGAUACCCCUAUAUAAAAACGGUAUAGGAC